Alligator mississippiensis (American alligator) is the source of this 2198-nucleotide messenger RNA. It is a transcript of the gene CDK20, whose product is annotated as cyclin dependent kinase 20. Gene Ontology annotation, cellular component: nucleus. Gene Ontology annotation, biological process: regulation of DNA-templated transcription; protein phosphorylation. The transcript has 11 exons. Lineage: Eukaryota; Metazoa; Chordata; Crocodylia; Alligatoridae. Gene Ontology annotation, molecular function: ATP binding; zinc ion binding; sequence-specific DNA binding. The record is from RefSeq and is a predicted model, not a curated record. Bases 205 to 1695 code for a protein of 496 amino acids.
GAGGGGGGGUUUUAGCGCUCGGAUGCCUGGGUUCUCCAGGCCCCUCGGCGGAAGUGAGGUUGGAACCCAGGCGUCACGGCUCCUAGACUCGCCCCUCCUCCUCCAGAGAACCCAGGGGUCUGGGGUGCCCGAAGUCAUGUGACGGGGCCUGCCGCGGCUUCCGGAAGGGUGAGCUGCUAGGGGAGUGACCCAGUCUGUACUAGUAUGGAUCAGUACAUCAUACUGGGUCGGAUCGGUGAGGGCGCCCAUGGAAUCGUUUUCAAGGCCAAGAACAUUGAGGUGAUUUCCCGCCCUCCCGGCCUGGAUGCCUGGGUUCUGUGGAAGGGGAAUGGGGAUUUGCGGACAGGAGAGACAGUGGCACUGAAGAAGGUGGCGCUGCGGCGGCUAGAAGAUGGGAUCCCUAACCAGGCCCUGCGGGAGAUCAAGGCCCUGCAGGAGACCCACGACAGCCCCCAUGUGGUGCAGCUGCAUGCCAUGUUCCCACAUGGGCCAGGCUUCGUGCUGGCCUUUGAGUUCCUGCUGUCGGACUUGGGUACAGUGCUGCGGGCACCUGGGCCUCUGCCCCCUGCCCAGGCCAAGGCCUUUGCCCUCAUGCUGCUGCAAGGCAUUGCACACUGCCACAGCCAUCGCAUCGUGCACCGUGACCUGAAACCAGCCAAUCUUCUGAUCAGUGCUUCCGGGCAGCUGAAGAUUGCAGACUUUGGUCUGGCCCGAGUCCUGGCCCCUGAAUCCCAGCGCCCCUACAGCCACCAGGUGGCCACACGGUGGUAUCGUGCCCCAGAGCUGCUGUAUGGUGCCCGCCACUAUGAUGAAGGUGUUGACCUCUGGGCAGUGGGCUGCAUCGUUGGGGAGCUGCUGACGCACUCGCCACUCUUCCCUGGGGAGAGUGACAUCGAGCAGCUGUGCUGUGUGCAGCGCCUGCGUGGCUCCCCUGACCCCAACGCCUGGCCGGAGCUGACAUCGCUUCCUGACUACAACAAGAUCUCAUUCCAGCCAAUGGUGCCAGUGCCCCUGGAGGAGCUGGUGCCUGACGCGCCCCCACCAGCCCGCACCCUCCUUGAUGCCCUGCUGCAGUACCCACCCCAGCGCCGCCUGCCUGCCCACCAGGCUCCCCCAUGGAGUUCGCCACGCUGGAGGCGCCUGAGGGGUCCCCCUCAUUCCUGGAAGCACCGGCCCUGCCCCCCACUGAGGAGGCUGCCCCCUUCCUGUCCACCCCUGAGGCCCCUGACCCUGGUGCCCUGGCAUCCCUCUUCUCCCGGACACCUGAGUCCUUCCGCCACUCACCAGGUGGUGAGCAAGCGAGCAGGGACCCAGUGCAGCAACUGCCAGACCACGACCACAACACUGUGGCGCCGCGACCCCCGCGGGCAGCCCGUCUGCAACGCUUGCGGCCUGUACUACAAGCUCCACAAUGUGAACCGGCCACUGACCAUGCGCAAGGAUGGGAUCCAGACACGGAACCGCAAAGUCUCAGCCAAGGGCAAGAAGCGCCGCAGUGGAGAGCCAGGUGUCCGGGCCCUGCCUGGCCCUGAGGGCCCUGCCCCGCUGGAGCUACUGACCCCGUCCCCCCUAGGAGCCGAGGACCCUAGUGCUCUCUAUGCCCUGGGGCCUGUGGUCCACCUGCUGCCCUUCUCCCCCACCCCACACCUGCUGGGCCCCACCGCCUACCCCACCCCUGGCUCCUCCCUGGCCUGAGGGUCAGGGAUGUGAUCUGGCCCUAUCCCACAUCCACUAGGUCCAGCCCCCAGCCCAGCCCUACCUCUUUGGCCUGAGAGGUGGAGUCACAGCCUGGACCCAGCACCUCUCCCUAACCUGCCCCCAGGACUGAGUGGUGCAGCUACAUUCUGACUAUGACCCCCACCUGCUGGACCCCACCCACUGACCCUGAGGGGGUAGAGGCCAUGGGUAAAGCCCCACCCCUGGGUUUGAAGGAUUGAGCCAUAUCCUGCCCCAAUGCCACCUGCCGGACCACCUCUAAAGGUACAUUCCCCAGCCUGAGGGGGUGGAGUCACUGCUUUGGCCUGCUCCCUGGCUCCACCCCCAGGCUCUUGCCUAGUCCCGCCCCCACCGAGGGGAGGGGCUCUUGAUGGGUGAGACCCUUGGGGGAAGCAGGUGCCGAGAGUCAGGGGUUUUAGGGGUCAUGGGGCUCCAGGUCCCCCCCCACCCCAGCCCCCCCAAUAAAGAGUCUGUCUCUUUAA